CAGAAAGCAUGGAUCCCUUUACGUUGCGCACAGCUGCCUGUUUAUUUUUCUUCAUGACCCUGCAGGCAAGAGGUGACCAGCUCUCAAAACCAGCUUUAUUGGUACUUACCAAGGAUUCUGAUGAUGUGGUUAUGGUGGGUGAUACAGUUAACUUUAUGUGCCAAACUGCACACUCCGGAGCCAGCAGGUUCCUACUAGAAUGCCAACACCAAAAUCUGCCAGUGGAACAAAGUGAAUCGAAUUUCACCAUAGUUGGUGUCACGUCAAACAAUACGUGCAAAUAUUACACCUGCCAAUAUUGUGUCCAGUCAGUGUGCUCAGAGCCAAGCGAUCCCGUCAUUUUGUAUGUCCGAGAAACCUUCCCACCACCAAAGAUCUUUGCCAUCCCCUGGAAGGUUGUGCAGCCUGGAGACCCCAUUACAAUCGCAUGCUCUUCUCCCUAUGAUGAUGUCAGCUUCUCCCUUUACAAAAACAAUCAGUUAGUCGCCGAAGAUGGUAACAAUGCAAGAAUGUUUUAUUAUAACAUCACACAGAUGAAUGAACAAGAUGGUGGACAGUAUAUCUGCACAUUUACAAAAACCAUGGCAAAUAAGCUGCAGCUUCAGUCUGAGCCAAGUGAUCCCCUCCUGAUUAGAGCUAAAGAUCUGCCUAAACCCACCAUUUCUGGGGAAACCAAUUAUUCUGACAACGAGGGUUUACUAAUCCACUGCACUGCGCCCACUCAGUACAGACGAAUGUGGUUUCGACUGAUAAGCGAUAAGAAUGACACCGAACAGGAAAUAAAUGAUGUACCAACCAAAAAUGUAACGUUUGUCAUCAGCUAUCCCGAAUACUUGCAAAAGAAAUAUUAUUGUGAUUAUCGUAUACGCAUUGGUAACGACUUUGCCUACUCCAAAGUGAGCAAUGCAGCAAUCAUAGGAUCAGCACAUAAUGACCAUACCACAGAAAACAUCAUCCGGUUACUUCUGGCAGCCUUCAUCCUUCUUGCCACUGCUGCCAUUACUUGCAUCCAUUUCAAGAGUCUGCACAGAUCCGUUCUGCUCGAUCGGCCGUCGGAUAACGUCACGUUCACAAUGGAGUCAGAAGCCAUAACGGUGGAACAAAAACCAGGGAAUCAAUAUAUUGACUGAGCAAAUAUUAAUUUAAUGUAAUAUACGCGUGGAACACUUUCCACAGAACUGCUUCUCAACCUUCCCCAGAUCCACAGAGUCUCCUACAUAUCUGGGCACCAAGUCAGACACUGCUGGGCUACACUUAGAGCAGGGCACUACUAGUCAUAAUCUGCCAAAAGAGACAGUUUUCUGAAAUUCUUUCUUUUCAUAAAUUACGUUAUGCCUAUACCUUCCCAGAGCUGCAAUCCAAUAUUAGCAACUUAUUUUGAUAAGAAGCCCUGAGCUGGGCCCCACUUUACAAAGCUGGAAAGAAAUACACACAAUAAGGAAACCAUAUUGUGGAGCUUUGACUGUUGAUUUUUGGAAGACUGUUUGUGAGUUGCUGCGAAUAAAGUUUAUUAAAAUAUA
Molecule: messenger RNA, 1520 nt
Organism: Xenopus tropicalis (tropical clawed frog)
Lineage: Eukaryota; Metazoa; Chordata; Amphibia; Anura; Pipidae
Gene: xilr3
Product: Ig-like receptor 3
Exons: 6
Coding region: 9-1130 (373 amino acids)
Source: RefSeq, a predicted model, not a curated record